AUGCACCUUCUGGUGGAUGCCAUGUGGAAGCAGAUUGUCAAUGACACCAAGGCGGUCCAAGUGGCGACCUUGGAGAGCCUGAAAGCUCAGGGCGAACAAAUGAAGAGGAUACAUGGAAACAUACAGAAUGUUGAGGACGGUGUGGAUGAGGCAGAAGUGGUGCUGGACUCCAUGGUGUGUUGUGGAUGCUUUGGGGGAAAGGCCAAGGCCAGAUCGAAGGCCAAGAGGACUGCCAGGGCUUUUGCCCAAACGAAUGGGUCUUUGAAUAGCAGAAAACCUGUGGACAAUAGCCACAAGGGAGACAACAAGGAGAUGCGGCUUUAUGGUCCAAAACCAGGCACCUUGGGUGCUGCUGAGAAUGGCGCAUAUGCUGAUGAGUACGGCGUUAUCCAGGAGCACAGGGAGAAGCAAGACAACUACUUGGACCAGAUCAGCGAAGCCCUGGACGUCAUAAAAGAUGGGGCUAAGGAAAUGGGCGGGGAGGUGGACAAUCAAAACAAGAUGAUGGAUGGGCUCGAAAAUGGAACAGUCAAUGCCCAAAAGCGAGUUGCGGAUGCCCAGGGGCACAAGGUCAUACGCAAACAUGCGAAGGGACUUGGGAGGAGGAUGAAAUAG
This is a messenger RNA of Ostreobium quekettii, 615 nucleotides long. Lineage: Eukaryota; Viridiplantae; Chlorophyta; Ulvophyceae; Bryopsidales; Ostreobiaceae. The record is from the annotation of a GenBank genome assembly.